Messenger RNA from Vigna umbellata (rice bean), 1763 nucleotides. The record is from RefSeq and is a predicted model, not a curated record. Lineage: Eukaryota; Viridiplantae; Streptophyta; Magnoliopsida; Fabales; Fabaceae.
AAAAACCUCCUCUUCUGCUCUGCUGCUGUUUAAUCCUUUACAAACUUCAUCUUUUUGCCUGCUUUCUUCCACUGAUUUCUAACUUCCUCUAUAACCCAGUUUUUUUGUUUUGCUUUGCUUUGUUUUAGUCUUUUAUGUAUCUUCAAGGUGAUCAUUGAUGAUCCAAAUAUCUACACCUACUCUUUUUCUCUGGUGUUUCCUGAUUUUGGAAACCUUUUGGCUUGUUGCAAAGAAAAAUUCCACGGCAUAACAAGGGUUGGAAUGGAUUCAUUCAAUCAGAAUUGUCAGAACAGCAGCUUCAGGUACAGUCCAAAUUUGAACACGGGGACACAUGCUGAUGAAGAAGCUGAAUUCUCAGGGAUUCUUGAUAUCUUUGUCCAUCAUGCCAGGAAUAUUCAUAACAUAUGCAUCUAUGACAACCAGGAUGUGUAUGCCAAGUUCUCUCUAACUUACAACCCCGACGAGACCCUCUCUACCAGAAUCAUCAAUGGAGGUGGCAAAAACCCAACAUUCAAUGAAAACAUGAGGAUGAAGAUCAGCCAAAUAGACGCCGUUCUCAAAUGUGAAAUUUGGAUGUUUAGCAGGGCAAGGAUUCACAUGGAAGACCAGCUAUUGGGAUUUGCUUUGGUCCCAAUUUCACAAGUCAUUGGCAAAGGAAAGGUAACCGAAGAUUACAGCCUUUCUUCCACUGAUCUUUUCCACUCUCCUGCUGGAACCGUUCAACUGACACUGGCUUUAGACCCCUCUUUGGCACUCGAUUCCUCAGUGAACUUGAUUCCUGAAUCGGCAAAGACUUCAUCCAUAUCAUCAGAAGUCAUUUUGCUUGAUAGAAAGAUCUCAGAAGUUAUGUUGGACCCAGUUGAGUAUGCAAGAAUUGAAUUUCCUGACAUCAGUGUUGUGAAGGAGAAUCAGCAAAUGGUGUCCGAGUACUUCAAUCUUGCAGCUCAUGGUACUUGUUCUGCUCUUUCAAGGUCCAACAUUGGAAGACCUCUACCAUUUCUCCACCUUGGUGCAUCUCCUCAACUUGAUGAUUACGAGAUGACUAUGAGUCCCCCAGACGAGAAUCAUGUAGGGUCCCUUUCUCCAAACGAGAGCAUUCAGAACUCAUGCUUCCUAGGCUCCACUAUCACAACCUUGAGUGAUGAUAGAAACUCAGCAGAUUCAGUUGAGAAAAAGAACCCCUUGAGCACUGGUGACUCCUCCAAUUCUGUCACCGUGUCAAUCACCGUGGAAGGUAGUCAAAACUCUGGUGGCGCUUGCCCGGAUACCCCAACUUCUAAGAAAGAAGGUGAGACCCCAAAUGAAAAAGAUGCAACCUUCUCAAGCAAAGAAAAGGAAAGCAAAAUCAGCAAUAAGAACACGACAGAAGCUUCAAAGUUUGGUCAAGUUUUUGCGGCUCCUUUAGGGAACAUCAAUCUUGAGGCCGAGCAAGCUGCUAUGCAAAAACAGAUAGUGGACAUGUAUAUGAGGAGCAUGCAGCAGUUCACUGAGUCGUUGGCAAAAAUGAAGCUCCCGAUGGACCUUGACAAGCCUGAGAAAGUUGAUCAUGGCGAUGGUGAUGUGAUUCAGAAUCAUGAAAACAGCAAAUUAGAAACUGAUAAGAAGAAAAAGGAUGGAUCUCGUGUGUUUUAUGGUAGUCGAGCAUUCUUCUAAUCACCACUUAUUGUUGAAAAUAGCAAGAAUGAGAUUGUGAGAAAUUACUUAUCGUAACAUCAGGUACCUACAUCAAUUUGCUCAGUGAUAUUUAUUAAAGAUUUUAGUUA